AUGGCCUCAGCCUGGUCCGAAGAGGAGACUUUUGUCUGCUCAGUAUGCCUGGAGACCCUAAAAGAUCCAGCAACUUUACCUUGUGGACAUUCUUAUUGUUUGGCUUGCAUCCAGAGUCACUGGGACGUUGGGAACAGCAGGGGCCAAUACAGCUGCCCCCAAUGCAGGCAGACCUUCAAGCCUCGACCUACCCUGGCAAAGAGCACACUCCUCGUGGAAGCUAUGGAGAAACUUAGGACCACCAAUCUCAAGCAAAAUCCCUCUGCGGCGGUUUCUUCUGCUCCACCGUCAGAACCUACCUACCUGGAAGUUCUCCCAGAUAUCGGACAACAGCAGCUGCGUGUCUAUCCUGAGCUUCCCACUGUGGCUGCCAGACCCUGCCCUCAACAUAACCAGCCAUUGGAUCUGUUUUGCUGUCAUGACAGGGAAUGUGUGUGUGUGCUCUGUUGUCAGCAUGGACACAAAGGGCACCGUGUGGUCAAACCUGAAGAAGAGAGGCAGAAGAGACAAGAAGAGCUCUCUCAGAUGCAGGCGGAGGUGGCAAGGCGAGCCAAGGAGACUGAGAAAAUGCUAAAAGAACUCCCGAAUUUUGCAUGUCAACAGAAGGCUUUGGUCCAGGUUCUACAACAAGAGAGACUGGAUUUAUUUUCCGACCUUGCCAAUGUCAUCACUCUCACCGGCACUCAAUUCGGUGAGCUUCUCGGCACCCAUGAGCGAUCUUCAGGCAGCAAAAUUGAGAGCCAUAUUCACAGACUUGAGCAGGAGAUGGUACAGCUUCACUGGAAGGGGGAGGAGCUAAGUAGACUGGCAGACAUGCAGGACCAUAUCAGCUUCUUAAAGAAUUUCCUCACAAUGGAGAUGGCAGAUUCAUCAGUUGGCGCACAAGAAUCAAUUCUGUGCAAAGAGGAAGCGGUGGUGGCAGAUGUUGGCUCGGUUUUAAAGGAGCUACAAGAGUCUGUUAAGGAGCUCUGCAAAUCUAGUCUUGCUAAACUUGUCGCUAUAGUGAAUGAGGACCCUGUGACCUCAAGAACGGAAGGAGCCACAGCACCCAAUAUUAUUCCAGUCAAUGGCUUUUCAUCUCUACAAAGCACAGUUUACGAGACACUUAAUCCUGCACCUUUACCUUUGCCACGACCCCAAGCGUCUGCCAAUGAAGCUUCUGCACCACCUCCACCACCCCGUCAGCCUCAAGCACCUCCUGUUACAGCAUUAGGACUUGUAAGUCCAGAACCAAUGAGUAGGGAAGAAUUGCUGAAAUUUCGCUUUGAGCCCACGAUGGACCCCAACACAGUGUAUCGCCACAUACAGCUGUCGGAUGGCGGUCGUAAGGCCAGACUGCGGACAGAGAACCUGAAUCCAGUGGACCACCCGGAUCGCUUCCUCUACUGGCGACAGCUUCUCUGCAGCGAACCACUUGGAGGUAGCCCAUACUACUGGGAGGUGAAGUGGACUGGCCCAAAGAUUACCAUUGGAGUGGCGUACAAAGACAUGGAGCGACAGUCUUCUGAUGACAAAAGCCGUUUGGGCCACAAUCCCCUUUCCUGGAGCUUGUAUUGGUCUGGGACCGGUUUCUCCUUCUGGCACAAUAACCAGGAAAAACUUCUGGGUUCACCUAAAGGCAGACGGAUUGGAACCUAUCUGGACCAGCAUGCGGGCAUUUUGGCUUUUUACUGUAUCGUCAACGACGAGGCUCAGCUCAUCCACAGACAUGUGACCCAGUUCAGUGGGCCACUGUACCCAGGGUUCCGGUUCUGGAGUGCAGCUGGUGCUACUGUAAAAAUCUGCCAGUUGGAUUGAAAUCUAAAUAUAAUCAAUGCAUUAAUAUAACUGUAACUUGGUUGUAUUUGCAAGAUGACCCCCCCCCCCACUAUUGUGUCCUAAUUAUUAACACAAAUGAAAAUGAACAUUAAAAAAAUCAAUUCAUCACGUA
Syngnathus typhle (broad-nosed pipefish) is the source of this 1930-nucleotide messenger RNA. It is a transcript of the gene ftr86, whose product is annotated as finTRIM family, member 86. The record is from RefSeq and is a predicted model, not a curated record. Lineage: Eukaryota; Metazoa; Chordata; Actinopteri; Syngnathiformes; Syngnathidae. The coding region runs from base 1 to 1797 and encodes 598 amino acids. Gene Ontology annotation, molecular function: zinc ion binding; protein binding. The transcript has 10 exons.